UCAGUUUCUUAAAUUCUUUUUCUUUACUUUCAGAUCCCUAUUCAGCGUUACCUAUCGGUUUGAUGGUUUUCAGAACAUUGUAUUAGAAGUUUCCUGCGGCAUAACAUGCUAUAAAAAUGUUCAAAAGUUGGCUGAAGAACUUUUCGAAAGCGAUGGUUGAGCCAUCGAUUACAAACGGCGUAGAGGCGGAGGAUGUCUGGACACCGCUUGCUGAUAAAAAUACUGGUGCGUCCGCUAACGGUAAUGGAUGUCAUGUGAAUGGGCAUGGAGUCAGAGCGAUCGUUAAUGGCCAUAUUGAUGGCGAUCCCAAUGCCAGAGCAGUAAGUCCUGUAGAGGCUGAAGUAGCAGAAAGCAGCACUUGCGGCAUUUUUUCGUUCAGACCAAGGUGGCUGCAACCUUUUGCCAACAAAAAGGCAUUCUUAGCUGUAUUUUGCUUGACUAGCGUUCUACAAGGCAUGUAUUAUACAUAUUUUGUCAGUGUGUUGACUACCAUAGAGAAAUUAUUCCAAAUUCAGAGUAAGACUACGGGUAUUAUAAUGUCUGCUACUGAAAUUGGACAGAUUGGUGGUGCUCUAUUAUUAACAUAUUAUGGUGGCCAAGGCCAUCGGCCACAGUGGAUUUCUUGCGGAAUGUUUGUGUUUGCUGUCGCUUCUAUAUUAUGUUCCACACCACACUUUAUUUUUGGUACUGGAGAGGACGUUUCUAGUAAAUAUUUUGACAACGAUCAUCCGAAUGCUUCAACGUAUAAAUUGCGUGAAUUAAACGCAAGAUUGUGCCACGACAUGAGGAAUUAUACGAAAGGUAAUGCUUCGUUUUCAACAAAAUUGUUGAGCUCAGAGCCAUCUAAGAUAAUUGCUCCUCGAGAUAUACCAACUACUGCUGGUCCGAAGUCAAUAGGAAACACAACAGAUGUAGAGGAGUUAGUCCAUGUCUCUAAAAAACACUUUUAUAAAGGCCGCAUAGCGUCGCGUUGUGAUUCUCCUGACAAUACAGCUCAUCAAACACGGAUUAGACACACUGUUUUAUCUAUUUUCUUUGCUAGUCUUUUAUUUAUUGGCAUUGGAGCUACUGCAGUGUAUACUUUAGGCAUACCGUACAUUGAUGACAACGUUGCAACUAGAGAAUCACCUUUAUAUUUUGGUAUCACAAUUGGAGUGCGAAUUUUUGGACCUGUAUUCGGUUUUCUACUAGGAUCCUUUUGUACUAGCAUAUAUGUGAAUUUUCCACUUGGCAAUCCAGGUAUAACAUCCGAUGAUCCACAAUGGAUUGGUGCGUGGUGGCUUGGAGUGUUUAUUGUAGGUGCUGCACUGAUUCUAACUUCUUUGCCAAUGAUGUGCUUUCCCAGGAGACUGCCUUCACAGAUAAGCAGAAAUAAUGAAGCCGUAUGUCCUAACCACGUUCUUCAUCAGCCACCUGUUAGCCAACCGAGGAAGCCCAAGAAACCCAGCCUAAAAGAUUUUCCUGCAGCUAUGAAAAGAUUAUUGAAAAAUGACAUUCUUCUGUACAGAACAGCUAGCAGUGUUUUGCACAUAUUACCUAUUGCGGGACUAUACACUUUCCUACCGAAGUACCUUGAAAGCCAGUUUCAGCUUAGUGCGACAAAGGCCAAUAUGAUCUCAGGUAUGGCUGGCAUUUUGGUAAUGGGUGCAGGAAUCUUUGCCAGCGGCACUUUCAUGCGUACUUUCAAACCCAGUGCAAGGUUCGUCGCAAAAUGGAUAGCAGCAUCGGCUCUUGCAUAUUCGUUAGGUAUGGUCAUCUUGAUGUGGCUUGGAUGUCCUUUGAAUGAUUUUGUUGGACUCAAUGAUACAGGAAAACCAGGUUUAGCUCUGCAAGCAUGUAACACAACGUGUGAAUGUCGACUGGGAGAAUUUGCACCUAUCUGUUCCUCCGAAGGCAUAACUUAUCUUUCUCCUUGUGUUGCUGGAUGCACUAAAGUUAUAGCAGAAGGUGAUGAUUAUACAUAUACGGAUUGCCAAUGCUUAGGAAAAAAUGUAACUGCCAAAAAUGGAUUUUGUCCUCUUCAAUGCAACAAUCUGACUUGGUAUAUUGUCAUUUUCUCGAUUUUUGUACUCAUUCAUUCCACAUCAGAAGUUGGAUCCAUGCUUCUCACAUUGAGAUGUGUUGAUCCCAAAGACAAGGCUAUGGCUUUAGGAUUGAUAUCUUUCGCCAUUGGAUUAUUUGGUAAUGUGCCGUGCCCUGUGAUUUAUGGUGCAGUUGUUGAUUCAACGUGCCUUUUCUGGGAAGAUAACUGCGGCGAUCCUGGAGCAUGUCGCCUUUAUGAUCCUGAAAAAUUUCGUAUGAUGUUUCAUGGUUUGACAGCGUUCAUCAUGCUCGGAGCCUUUUUUGUGGACUCGAUUGUCUGUUACAAAGCAUCAUCAGUACGGUUCCAUGAUGACGAAGGGCCUGUCGAAGUUAGGACACCACCAUUGCCUGCACCACCUCAAUCUGAAUCUGCUGUCUGAAUACAGAACUCUAAUGCCGUCUGAUUAUCUAAAAGUACUACUGGUGAUAUUGUCAUAGUACUAAUGUUGCAUUUUCAUUAUUCUUCAGAGGCAAACAUACAUUCAUAUAACAUGGAAAACUGAUUGACUAUUUUGUAUUUGUUAUGAUGUGCAUGUGCUUUCCUGUUCCUUUUAUCAGAAUCAAAAGAGAACAUAAUUUCAAAUUUAUUUUUAAAAGAUAGGAUGAGUGUCCUAUAGUUAAACUGAUUUAAACUGUAAAAAUUCGCUUGGAAUAUGUGCAUUAAAAGAAAAUGCAGAUAUAUCUUAAUAUAUGUACAAAUUCUCUUCAAGAGGAAAUUACGUCUUCGAAAAAUGAUUGAAAGAAAGCCAUUUUGUUUUUAAUUUAUGCUCCAGAUUUAUUGUCUCCAUGGGCAUUUUAUUCUGGAAGUGUACUUACUAAACUAAAUAAAUCUUACUUAAAGUACAACA
Messenger RNA from Stegodyphus dumicola, 2930 nucleotides. Its product is annotated as solute carrier organic anion transporter family member 74D-like. Gene Ontology annotation, biological process: sodium-independent organic anion transport; transmembrane transport. Gene Ontology annotation, cellular component: basolateral plasma membrane. Gene Ontology annotation, molecular function: protein binding. Lineage: Eukaryota; Metazoa; Arthropoda; Arachnida; Araneae; Eresidae. The record is from RefSeq and is a predicted model, not a curated record.